CGCUGCGCGCCGGGGCAGGAGCCGAGCAGGUGGCCGCGGGCAGCGCCGCGGCAUGUGAGCGGCCCCCGGCCCUCGGGAAGGCAGCACCGGCCCCCGCGCUGCGCUGCCCUCCCUUCCCCGCGCCUCGCCGGGCCGGCCGCGCAGCCGGGGCGGAGGCAGGGCGCCCGCAGCGGCAGCCCGGCGGCGGCCGGGGGCUGAGCGCCGCGCCCCGCCGGGGGGCGGCCGUGGCGGAGGGCGGAGGGGAAGAGGAGGAGGAGGAGGAAGGCUGCGCGGGGCCGGAGGGACGCGGGAGCCCCCCGGCCGCACAGGAUGAAAGUCACGGUGUGCUUCGGGAGGACGCGGGUGGUCGUGCCCUGCGGGGACGGGAACAUGAAAGUUUUCAGCUUGAUCCAGCAAGCGGUGACCCGGUACAAGAAGGCGAUCGCCAAGGAUCCAAACUACUGGAUACAAGUCCAUCGUCUGGAGCACGGGGAUGGUGGGAUCUUGGAUCUGGAUGACAUUCUUUGUGACGUAGCUGAUGACAAAGACCGUCUCGUGGCCGUGUUUGAUGAGCAAGAUCCACACCAUGGGGGUGAUGGCACCAGCGCCAGCUCGACAGGCACGCAGAGCCCGGAGAUUUUUGGCAGUGAGCUUGGCUCCAACGCGGCAUCGGCCUUUCAGCCUUACCAAGCAACAAGUGAAAUUGAGGUCACACCGUCAGUCCUUCGUGCAAAUAUGCCUCUCCAUGUCCGACGCAGUAGUGACCCUGCACUCAUUGGCCUCUCAACCUCUGUGAGUGACACAAAUUUUCCUUCAGAGGAGCCUUCUCGGAAGAACCCUACCAGGUGGUCCACAACAGCAGGCUUCCUCAAGCAGAACACCCCUGGCGUGCCCAGUGCUCAUGAAAGAAAGAAAGAUGAAAACUACAGAAGCCUACCACGAGAUACUAGUAGCUGGUCUAACCAGUUUCAGAGAGACAAUGCUCGUUCAUCGUUAAGUGCCAGUCAUCCCAUGGUGGACAAGUGGCUGGAGAGGCAAGAACAGGAUGAAGAUCGAACAGAGGAGGACAACAGCAGAGUUGAGCCUGUUGGACAUGCAGACACUGGUUUGGAGAAUGCUACCAAUUUUUCCCUGGAUGAUAUGGUAAAGCUCGUCGAGGUCUCCAAUGACGGCGGGCCUUUGGGAAUCCAUGUAGUGCCUUUCAGUGCCCGAGGCGGAAGAACCCUGGGGCUGCUGGUGAAGAGAUUGGAGAAGGGUGGAAAAGCUGAACAAGAAAACCUUUUCCGUGAGAACGAUUGCAUUGUCAGGAUUAAUGACGGAGACCUGCGGAACAGGAGAUUUGAGCAAGCACAGCAUAUGUUUCGCCAAGCCAUGCGUACGCCGUUCAUUUGGUUCCACGUGGUCCCUGCGGCGAACAAGGAGCAGUACGAGCAGCUGUCCCAGAGCGAGAGCAUGUUCUACUCCAGCCGCUUCAGCCCCGACUCCCAGUACACUGACGGGAAAAGCAUGAACAAUUCUGGACUUCACACCUUACAGAGAAUGUCUAGAGCGGGUAACCACUCUGACCAGACAGACUCCUACUCACAGCUACCUCACAGUGUGAACUCUUCAGGGAAACCACCCUCCGGCCUGGUACCGUCACCUCAGAAAGUUCUCGCCUCUGCUGCCAACAGUGGCUAUAACACCAAAAAGAUAGGGAAGAGGCUCAGCAUACAGCUGAGGAAAGGUACAGAAGGCUUGGGAUUUAGCAUUACUUCAAGAGAUGUCCCAAUUGGUGGCUCUGCUCCAAUUUAUGUGAAAAACAUCCUUCCGAGAGGUGCAGCUAUUCAAGAUGGGAGAUUAAAAGCUGGAGACCGAUUAAUUGAGGUAAAUGGAGUUGAUUUAACAGGCAAAACUCAAGAAGAAGUUGUGUCCUUGCUGAGAAGUACCAAGAUGGGAGGAAGCGUUGCCCUUUUGAUUUUUCGACAGGAAGAAACAUUCCAUCCAAGGGAACUGAAUGCAGAACAAAGCCAGUCACAAAUUCCAAAGGAAACGAAAGCAGAAGAAGAGGAGCUUGUCCUCACACCUGAUGGCACCAGGGAAUUCCUCACUUUUGAAGUUCCACUGAAUGACUCUGGGUCAGCUGGGCUUGGCGUGAGUGUCAAAGGUAACCGGUCCAAAGAGAACCACGCCGAUUUAGGAAUCUUCGUCAAGUCCAUUAUUAACGGUGGAGCAGCAUCCAAGGAUGGCAGGCUUCGAGUGAAUGAUCAACUAAUAGCAGUUAAUGGAGAAUCAUUACUGGGCAAAACAAAUCAAGAUGCUAUGGAAACCUUAAGAAGGUCCAUGUCCACUGAAGGAAACAAACGAGGAAUGAUUCAGCUCAUUGUGGCGAGGCGAAUAAGUAAAUGCAAUGAGUUGGAAUCACCUGGGAGCCCCUCCGGGCCAGAGCUGCCCAUAGAGACUCUGCUGGAUGACCGAGAGCGGAGGAUUUCCCACUCCCUCUACAGUGGGAUCGAGGGUCUCAGCGAGUCACCCACAAAGAACGUGGCAUUGGGCAGGAUAAUGGGUAAAUAUCAGCUGUCUCCAACAGUGAACAUGCCCCAGGAUGACACUGUCAUUAUUGAAGAUGACAGGCUGUCAGUCCUUCCUCCUCAUCUCUCUGACCAGUCAUCAUCCAGUUCCCAUGAUGAUGUCGGGUUUGGCACUGUUGAUACUGGUGGAUGGGCUAAAGCUGCAAUUAAUGAGUCAACAGACUGCACUCUUAGUCCAGAUGUUGUUCCCGUACUUGCCUUCCAGCGAGAGGGUUUUGGACGCCAGAGCAUGUCAGAAAAGCGUACAAAGCAAUUUUCAGAUGCCAGUCAGUUGGAGUUUGUUAAAACACGAAAAUCCAAAAGCAUGGAUCUAGGUAUAGCUGACGAGACUAAGCUCAGUACAAUGGAUGACCAGAAAACAGGUUCCCCAACCAGAGAUGUGGGGCCUUCGUUAGGUCUGAAGAAAUCCAGCUCGUUAGAAAGCCUGCAGACAGCCGUGGCUGAGGUGACUCUGAAUGGUGACAUUCCCUUCCACCGCCCACGCCCACGAAUUAUCCGCGGACGAGGCUGCAACGAGAGCUUCAGAGCUGCCAUAGACAAAUCCUACGAUAAACCUGUAGCAGAUGAUGAUGAUGAAGGCAUGGAAACUUUGGAGGAAGACACAGAGGAGAGCUCAAGAUCUGGUAGAGAAUCUGUGUCCACAGCAAGUGACCAGCCAUCCCACUCAUUAGAGAGACACAUGAAUGGAAGCCAAGAUAAAGGUGACAGAAAAAAAACUGGAAAGGAAAAGAAGAAAGAUCGAGAUAAAGAGAAGGAUAAAAUGAAGGCAAAGAAAGGAAUGCUGAAAGGCUUAGGAGACAUGUUCAGGUUUGGCAAACAUCGCAAAGAUGACAAGAGUGAGAAAACUGGUAAAAUAAAAGUGCAGGAAGCUCUUACUUCAGAAGAGGAGAGAAUACGAAUGAAGCAAGAACAGGAGAGAAUCCAGGCGAAAACUCGAGAAUUCCGAGAGAGGCAAGCUCGGGAACGCGACUACGCGGAGAUCCAGGACCUGAGCCGGGCGUUUGGCUGUGACGCGGAUCCGAUGUACGCCGGCAUCGCCGCCUAUGACUCUCCCAACAGCGGCACAGCAGCGCUGAGCGCCCGGCCCCAGAGCCCGAGGGAAGGGCACACGGUGGAGGCCUUGUACGCCCAAGUGAAGAAACCACGGAAUUCAAAGUCUUCACCUGUAGACAGCAACAGAUCGACCCCCAGCAAUCACGACCGGAUCCAGCGCCUGCGCCAGGAGUUCCAGCAGGCAAAGCAGGACGAGGACGUGGAGGACAGGAGACGCACGUACAGCUUUGAGCAGCCGUGGCCAAACACCAAGACGUACUCACAGAGCGGCAGGCACUCGGUGUCAGUGGAGGUCCAAAUGCAGCGGCAGCGGCAGGAGGAACGGGAGAGCUUCCAGCAAGCCCAGCGCCAGUACAGCUCCUUGCCCAGGCAAAGCAGGAAAAAUGCCAGUUCUGUAUCUCAAGACUCCUGGGAGCAGAAUUAUUCCCCUGGAGAAGGGUUCCAGACUGCAAAGGAAAAUCCCAGAUAUUCCAGCUACCAGGGAUCGAGGAAUGGCUAUAUGGGGGGACAUGGCUUUAAUGCCAGGGUGAUGCUAGAAACACAAGAACUGCUCCGUCAAGAGCAGAGGCGGAAAGAACAACAACUGAAAAAAAAAACUUCUUCUGAAGGGCCUAGCAACUAUGACUCAUAUAAGAAAAUCCAGGACCCUAAUUAUGCCCCUGCUAAAGGUCCUUUCAGACAAGAUGUACCGCCUUCACCAUCUCAGGUAGCGAGGCUGAACAGAUUGCAAACACCAGAAAAGGGAAGACCGUUUUAUUCUUGAGGUGAAGAAAAGGAGGAUCAACUUACCAUGCAAUAAGGAACAUUUUCAUAUAAAGACUUAUAUUUUGAAAACUUUUUACGCUGAUGGUACUAAGGAAUAUAUCCGUUUUCUAUUUCAGUGCCUUUGAAAAUCUGGGCAAAGCAUUGGUGGGCCUUACGUCUUUGCCAUUCUGUCCCAAGUGUUGAAUCCAUGGAAGGGCGUUCCACCAUUUGACAAUCAUAGUGGAAGUCAGCAGUGCUGCCCCUGCCUUCCCAGUUCUGUAGCCCAGUCCUGUAGCUGUCAAUGGCUUUUUGCUAGGAUUUGUUGUAAUGUGUUUUACUUUGCAGUGACUUGUUACACCAACAUGCAGCUUUGUGGCAUAAAAUGAAUGAAUUUGAGGUUGAAGGAAGCAUUGACAUGUCCUUUAUUAUUUCUCUCGGGUCAGAAGGAGGUGUACAUAUCACUCUUGAGUGGAUAAGGCUGAGCUCUACUCUGAAUUGCAGUUGGAGUUCUGAUAGGUUUUAUGGUGGAGUCAUUACCUGUCUUUGUUGAUCAAUAUUUAAGUGUCUAUAUGCUGAAAAACUAUCCUUCUUCUAUUAUGCACAUACGCACUCUUUUUUUUCUCUCUCUCCCCACUCUGAGCUUAUUAAAAAAGCCUUUAUCCUGACUCAUGAGGAAAACAAUAUUAAGCUUUCAGUUAUCCUGAGAAUCCUGUUCCAAUUGCCUUAUAAUCUUAAUGCACAGUCCAUUACAAAUGAAAUAACUGGAGAGAGAUUAUUUAUACAGACACAGGGAAACCUUUGAUAAGUAUAUUUCACUAUUUUAUUAAAGAUGGGAAAUUAUGAACACACAUGCAAUUGAGUUCUGCUUUGCUUUGCUUCUAAAUUAAUUUGGUCAUUUGACACUUGUAUCUAGGAAGAGAACUAGGGAGGGUGUCAUGUUAACUCAUCUAGUACACAGUAGUCUUUGGACAAAUUUUGGAGAUAGCUCCAAGCAAGAGCAGAGGAAAUCAAAGUUUUUCUUUGGAUCAAAUAACUGUAAAGAGAACAAUUCCCUCUUUUUAGACAUUGUGAUGCUUUGUGGACAAUUUACUUUGUGCUUCCAUAUAACAUAUUGUUACAUUGUGAUGGUACGUUAAAAUAAACCUUUAAGUACAUGAAUGAGAGAUAAACGGAGACAAACUGUUACACAUCAUCCUGAAAACAUGUCAGUAUCCAAAAAUUACUAAAGCAAAAUGAUUGCUUUAGCAGAGAGUAAUAUUUGAAUGUGCAUAUGGGAUAAGAGAAUUUCUUUUGCAGCAGCUGUUUUUCUGUUUGUUGGUCUGAACUUCAUGUAUUGUAAAAGAUAUAGCUGGGUUGCUGAAGUGCCUGCAAAUCCUGAUGUGAAAAGGCUUGAGAAUGGAUCUCAGCAUAUUGUGUAAAAAAAGGAGAGAAAGCAAGAAAAAAAAUCAUGUAUUGCGUGAUUUAAAAAAAAGCCUAUUUUUUUUUACUGGCACAUUUUAUUUUUGCGCCAACUCAUUUCUAGAAUGUAUGUGAAAUAUCAGCACACGUAUCUGUGUCUUUUAUGCCUGUUUGUUAACAGUUUUUGUUGUUAAUAAUGUACUCCAUGUUUAAAAGUUCUUAUUAGUGUAAGCACAGUGACAUUGGAUGACAAUAGCUUUUUUACACAGAAUUUACAAAACUGUGUAAAAUGGCUUUCCUUGUACAUAUGAAAUUUAGAAUAAAAGGCUGUUUCCAUCCUUGUCUUGGUAUUGCCUGUAGACCACUAUGAAAACUGCUGGAGACAUUGAGUUAAAAAAUUCUUAACAGAUGUUGUUUUAUACUAUUCCUAAUGGUUUGUGUGUGUCAUUCUGUGAAUGCUUAUAAAUGAGAAGAGAAGAGAAGAGAAGAGAAGAGAAGAGAAGAGAAGAGAAGAGAAGAGAAGAGAAGAGAAGAGAAGAGAAGAGAAGAGAAGAGAAGAGAAGAGAAGAGAAGAGAAGAGGGGAAAGGAGGAAAAAGAAAAGAAAAGAAAAGAAAAGAAAAGAAAAGAAAAGAAAAGAAAAGAAAAGAAAAGAAAAGAAAAGAAAAGAAAAGAAAAGAAAAGAAAAGAAAAGAAAAGAAAAGAAAAGAAAAGAAAAGAAAAGAAAA
Molecule: messenger RNA, 6470 nt
Organism: Passer domesticus (house sparrow)
Lineage: Eukaryota; Metazoa; Chordata; Aves; Passeriformes; Passeridae
Gene: PARD3
Product: par-3 family cell polarity regulator
Exons: 25
Coding region: 310-4365 (1351 amino acids)
Biological process (GO): establishment of cell polarity; intracellular protein localization; establishment or maintenance of epithelial cell apical/basal polarity
Cellular component (GO): apical plasma membrane; cell cortex; apical junction complex
Molecular function (GO): phosphatidylinositol binding; protein binding
Source: RefSeq, a predicted model, not a curated record